This is a messenger RNA of Manihot esculenta (cassava), 1130 nucleotides long. RefSeq names its product elongation of fatty acids protein 3-like. The transcript has a single exon. Gene Ontology annotation, molecular function: fatty acid elongase activity. Lineage: Eukaryota; Viridiplantae; Streptophyta; Magnoliopsida; Malpighiales; Euphorbiaceae. Gene Ontology annotation, biological process: very long-chain fatty acid biosynthetic process; fatty acid elongation, monounsaturated fatty acid; fatty acid elongation, polyunsaturated fatty acid. Gene Ontology annotation, cellular component: endoplasmic reticulum membrane. The record is from RefSeq and is a predicted model, not a curated record. The coding region runs from base 203 to 1018 and encodes 271 amino acids.
CUGAAAGUCCUUUGCUAGUUUUGCCUAAAAUGUUUGUCCGCAAUCUACAGUUUCCACAUCAAAAAGAUAACAUACCAUAUCUUAAAAUCCCAUUUUUAAUUUCCAAUAUCCUCCACUCCUUACUCACCCUUUUCCUCUGAAUCCCAUUCCCACCACCUCCCUCCUCCGCCUACCGCCGCCGCCGCCGCCAGCUCCAAGAAAAAUGAACCCAAUAUUCUCUACCCUCCAAUAUUGGCUAGUGAACCACCCUUUAAUCCUCCAAUUCUCAUGGACUCCAGGCCACACCCUUGGCUCCACUCCUCAAUUCCUGUUCCUCACUAUCUUCACCUACCUUUCUCUCACUUAUCUUCUCUCUCAUUCCUCCUUCCGUAAUUCCCUUGGAUCCCACUUUCUCAAACCAAUCACAGCCCUCCACAACCUCACUCUUUUCCUCCUUUCCUUCAUCAUGGCCGUUGGUUGCACCGUCUCCAUUAUCUUCCACACUCCUCAUCUCCAUCACAUCAUUUGCUUCCCUUCGCACAUUUCACCAUCUGGACCUCUGUUUUUCUGGGCCUACAUCUUCUACCUUUCAAAAAUUCUUGAAUUCUUAGAUACCCUUUUGAUUAUUCUUAGUAAUUCAAUCCAAAGGUUGACAUUCCUCCACGUCUACCACCAUGCAACUGUGGUGAUUAUGUGUUAUCUAUGGCUUACCACUCGCCAGUCUUUGUUUCCUGUAGCUUUGAUCACAAAUUCAGUUGUGCACGUGAUAAUGUACUACUACUAUCUAUGGUGUGCAAUGGGUGUGCGGCCCAAGUGGAAAAGGUUGGUGACUGAUUGCCAGAUUGUGCAAUUUGUGUUUAGUUUUGGAAUCUCAGGUGUGAUGCUGUAUUACCAUUUCACUGGAUUGGGAUGCUCUGGAAUAUGGGGUUGGUGUUUCAAUGCUGUUUUCAAUGCUUCCCUUUUGCUCCUUUUCCUUGACUUUCACAGGAAGAGCUAUAUCAAGAAAAGGAUUCAUCAUGAUAAAGAUAAACGGCCAUGAUUUGGUGGGUUCAAUUUCUUUUUCUUUUUCUUUUUCUUUUUUAGGGUUUUGCAAUUAUUUAAUUGGAUUGUCACUGAUGCUAAGAUAGUUCAAGUUGGGUAAAAUAUGGAUU